CCCUCCUCUUUCUAGUUUUUCCUCUCAUCUUCCAUUCUAAAUCCAAAACCCUUGAAGCCUUCAACCUCCUAUUCCGCCUACAAUGCUUCUUGUUCUUCUUCGAAUCAAAAAUUUUGUUAGCUGUUCCUUUCUUGUUGGUGAUGGAUUACUCUAUUGGUGUUCUUCCUACAACUUUUCUAGUAGAAGUGACCAGGAGGUGUAGGAAGAAAUUGUUUCUUUGGUUAGAAACUUGAAACUAAGAUUAGAAACUAAUUUAGUUAAAUGGGGUAUGUUGUAAUCUUGUUUGUUCUUCGAUGUGGCUUAGGUUUUAAAUCCCCUUCACUGCCUUGAGACCUUGAGAUUCUUGCUUAUCUUAUACCAACAAGGUGAGGUAAGUAAAAUUAUGAUAAAUGCUCAUGGAUUUUAAGGUAAAGGUUUUUUUUUAAAGCAUAUUUUGAACUGUUUUGAGAUGGUGGUGAGACCUAAACAUGAUUUUUAUUAGCACAUAAUCAUGAAAGGUUUGAAAUGGAGUUAUUAUUUUUAUUGAGUUGAGCAUACCUACAUGGAACUUAACUGUUCUGGUAACCUAAAAUUGGAUUGUAAGUUGAGAUUUUCUUGUUAACUCAUACAUAGUUGUAAAUGAUGAAUUUUCCUUUUGAACUCCUACAUGGUUUUGUCUCCAAUAAGGUCAUGAUUACUGACGCCCACUAGUGGAAGUUUGCAAACACUAGCACAUGUUGACAUGUAUACUUGUAGAAUCGGUUCAACCUGUAUUCUUACCAGUGGGAUAAUACACUGGUAAUUACUGUGCUCGCUAGUGGGAGGUUUAUGAAUGCUGGCCAUGACUUAUAGAGGAGAUGUUUAUUUCAUUCCUGUACUUGUACCUGUUUUUCUUUAUACUUGAUUACACUUGUUGGCAUGCUAUAACUUUAAUUAAGGGCUAUCGGUAUUUUUACUUACUGAGUUAUCUCACAUAAUUUUUCCUCAUCCACCAUUUCAGGUAGUGAGACUCGAGACGUGGGAUAUCAAGGGGAGUGAUGAGCUAGAAGGCUAGCCAUUCAUAUUUUGGACAUAGAUUUUGAGAUACAGAUCAUUUUUUUGUAAGUUAGAUUUUAUUUUAAGAUACUAAUCUAAGUUUAUGUGGAUUGUUAGUUAUAAAUUUAGCAAGUUUCA
Molecule: messenger RNA, 1152 nt
Organism: Rubroshorea leprosula
Lineage: Eukaryota; Viridiplantae; Streptophyta; Magnoliopsida; Malvales; Dipterocarpaceae
Source: the annotation of a GenBank genome assembly